This is a messenger RNA of Juglans regia (Persian walnut), 788 nucleotides long. Its product is annotated as transcription factor bHLH131-like. Lineage: Eukaryota; Viridiplantae; Streptophyta; Magnoliopsida; Fagales; Juglandaceae. Gene Ontology annotation, biological process: regulation of DNA-templated transcription. Bases 1 to 687 code for a protein of 228 amino acids. Gene Ontology annotation, molecular function: DNA-binding transcription factor activity; protein dimerization activity. The record is from RefSeq and is a predicted model, not a curated record. The transcript has 3 exons.
AUGGCUUUACUGCGACAGUUAGAACAUGAAAUGCAACAAUUUCGAAGUAAUUACGUGUCGGGGACAUAUACAAUACAAAAUAGCUUCUCUCGAGGAGGAAUCACCACCGAUACCACCAACCUUAGAUCAUUAUUCAAACCCAAAUCAAAAGCUGAGACCAAACAACUUAAUGCCAAGAAACACAGCGAGGCAGAGAGAAGACGUAGGAAACGAAUCAAUGAUCAAUAUCGCACUCUUCGCAGUGUCCUCCCAAACUUGAUCAAAAUGGACAAGGCAACGGUGCUUGCCGAGACGGUCAGGCAGGUGAGGGAGCUGAGGAAGACAGUUUCGGAUUUGGAAGCAGUAUGUCAUGGUAGCAACAAGGAUUGCGUGUUUCCAAGUGGGGUUGACAAGCUGAGUUUAGAACGCUGCGAGGAUGACAAGGGGGUGGUAAAGGUCACGUUCAGCUGCGAGGAUAGGACGGGAUUAAUGUCAGCAGUGGCGAGGCAACUGAGGGCAGUGAAAGGGAGGUUGGUGAGGUCUAAGAUGGUGACAGUGGGAGGAAGGACCAAGGUUGUGCUGUGGUUGCAAGGGCUGGAAGGUGGAAAUGAAGGGAUGGUAAUGGUAAGGAGAGCUUUGAACGAGGUGAUAGACAAGCCAAUUUUGCCAGGGAUCAUGAAGAUGCGAUGGCGGACUCGACGAUGGUAAUAAAUUUGUGGUCUUUAUGAGACGGGAUAUCAUUGUAAUUAUGUUGAAUCUAUUGUACAAAUUAUAGAAUUGAGAAAAUAAUGAUGGUUAAGAAUAUAGGU